GACGUCUACACAAGCCUCACGAAGGUUUGGCUCACAGAGCGCGCACUACGGGCGUUUAAUCGCCGCACCGCGUGUCACCAUUCAUCUGUGUCUACGACGUCCGGUCAGCCCCGCACAAGAGAUGAGGCAGAGAUUGGGUUUUCAGAAACGCAGCUUGAUCCCCUUGAUCGUUUUGCUGGAGGCGGCGGCCCGAUCUCCAAAAUCUUCGAGGGGUAUGUGCACUUUGAUUCCCUAGUCAAUUUUGGAAGACUCAUGGUGGCCAGCAGUACCCCGAAAAGUCGAACAGUUGCGUCUGGCAGCAGUGGAUCGAGACCCUCGACAAGACCGACGAGCGUCUCCUCGAAGGCUUCCUCCAAGAAAAUCAGACGCUCGACGGCUUAUGACAACAGGUUUUCCCAAUACUGUAUCGACAAUGGCAUAUACCCUGAUUGCCACCUGUCUGCCAACGGCGACCGGACACCGCCACCCGAUAAUCUCGAGGAAUUGCGGCGCAUCGCCAAAACCACACGCGGCUCACUCUCACCUACCAAAGGGCUGCACAAUACCGUGCAGGAUUUUGCCCAUCAGAACGCAAAUGCUUCGGAGGGCACUUUGAUGCGAACCAUCGUUCCGAUAAUCACUGGCAAAGUCAAGAUGCACAAUGACGGACAACUUCCGUUCAACAACUUGGCUUCACUCACGAAGAACAUGACGGCCAAGCCUGUUCCGGAUUUCUUCGACGGUGUAUUGCUGGAGAGCGUGGAUGAUCAAGUCAGAGAGGAACUUGACGAAGAUAUCAUACCAAACAAGGAACUGGGAGUGCCAGCCGCGCCGAACUUCUUUCUCGAAGUCAAGUCUGCCCGCGGCACCCAAGCCGUAGCCGACCGACAAGCAAUGCUUAACGGCGCUCACGGCUCCCACAGCAUGCACAGCCUGCGGAAUUACCGUCUCGGCGAGCCUGACUACGACAACAAAGCCUAUUGCAUCAGCGUAACAUUGGUGGCGGGAUGUAUGACAUUUUACGCACACCAUGUUGGUCCAUCUACAGCACCAGACCAAAGUUCGUGUUAUUACAUGACCAUGAUCAAGGCCUACGCUAUCCACGACGAAGAAGCGCGUCGGGAUGGCAUAUCGGCAUUCAGAAACUUGAGAUUGUGGGCUGAAGGAGUUCGUGACGCCUUCGUGAAGCACGCCAACACCAGAGCACGCAACGACAGCGCUAAAGAGUCUGCUGAACGAGCAGCCGAACAGGACAAGGACGUUGUCGACACGAUUGAGACAUAG
Microdochium trichocladiopsis is the source of this 1263-nucleotide messenger RNA. RefSeq lists its product as uncharacterized. The transcript has 2 exons. The record is from RefSeq and is a predicted model, not a curated record. The annotation marks the transcript as partial. Lineage: Eukaryota; Fungi; Ascomycota; Sordariomycetes; Xylariales; Microdochiaceae.